Messenger RNA from Sinocyclocheilus anshuiensis, 672 nucleotides. RefSeq lists its product as uncharacterized. Bases 1 to 672 code for a protein of 223 amino acids. The record is from RefSeq and is a predicted model, not a curated record. The transcript has 5 exons. NCBI's taxonomy places the organism in Eukaryota, Metazoa, Chordata, Actinopteri, Cypriniformes, Cyprinidae.
AUGUGUACGAUCAUUGAACAUAAAAACCAUGACAUUGUAUCACCUGCAGAACAGAGGACAGAGAAACAGAAGCAGCUGAAGGAGACACAGGAGACGUUCCAGCAGAGAAUCCAGCAGAGAGAGAAAGAUCUUCAGCAGCUGAGAGAGGCUGUGGAGUCUCAUAAGCGCUCUGCACAGACAGCAGUGGAGGACAGUGAGAGGAUCUUUACUGAGCUCAUCCGCUCCAUUGAGAGAAGCCGCUCUGAGCUGAUACGGCUCAUCAGAGAUCAGGAAAAGACUGCAGUGAGUCGAGCUGAAGGACGACUGGAGCGACUGGAGCAGGAGAUCAAUGAUCUGAGGAGGAGAGACGCUGAGCUGGAGCAGCUUUCACACACACAGGAUCACAUCCAGUUCCUGCAGAGUUUCCAGUCUCUCUCAGCACCUCCUGAAUCUACAGACGUAAAUGAUGAUCUCUUCAGUUCUCUCGUCUCUUCUGAUGCUCUGAGAGAAUCUGUUCAUCAGCUGAGAGACAAACUGGAGGAUUUCUGCAAAGAGGAGCUCAAGAAGAUCUCAGACAGAGUCACAUUCACCAACAUUGUUCCCAGAACCAGGAACCACUUCCUACAAUGUAAGUCAGUAAGAAAACAAGCAGAAAAACUCACUGUGUGUUCAUGUUCUUCCUGUAGAAGCUGA